ACUUUGGUGUACAUCGCUCGACAGUCAACAUCUCUUUCUCAUUUGAUACUGUGCGUUUAGUCAGAUCUUUCAUUCCGCGUCGCGGAUAGACGUGGUUUGCAAACUAGUCACUAAGUGGAAUUAAAACAGUGUAAAAGAAAGUAUCGAUUGAAAGUCUCAAUCAAUCUGGAUGAAUUCGACACGAUAGAAUCCAGCAACAAUUAAAACUUUGCGAAGAAACCUAAAGAAAAACAGAAGAAAAAAGGAAUCAUCUCAGAGAAGGAAGAAAAAACAAUGGUGACGGAGGGGCAGCCAGAAGAGUAUGACAAGUAUAAGAGCACGUUGGACGUGGAGACGCUGGAAGCGGCCAGACUGGAGCUUCGCGAGGAUGACAACACGAGGGAACAGGCUUUGGAGCAAUUCCGUCAUUGGAUCCAGAAGCAUCCGGCGAUCAAAAAGUGUAGGACUGACUCGCUAUUCCUGUUGAGAUUCCUCAGGACGAAGAAGUUCAGUCUACCGAUGGCGCAGGAGAUGCUCGAGCGCUAUCUCACCAUCAGACAACUCUAUCCAGACUGGUUCCAGAAGCUCGACAUCGAUGACCCGGACCUCGAAGCCAUCAUCGAUAGUGGCUACUUGGUACCUUUACCGAAACGGGAUCGACACGGUCGAAAAGUGAUACUGUCAUGUGCGGGACGUUUCGAUCCUUGCAAAUUCUCGUCGAUACACAUGGCUCGGGUCCACAGCAUGGUGGUGGAGAGUCUGAUGGACGACGAGGAAAAUCAGAUCCGCGGUUAUACACAUCUCAAUGACGAGUCCGGAUUGACCAUGAGCCAUCUCAGUGCGUGGUCCUUCACGGACAUUCGCAAUAUGUUGAGAUGCAUACAGAACAGCACCCCGAUGCGACACAAGGAAACCCACUUGAUCAAUAUUCCCGGCAGCGUGGCAAAAAUCAUUGAGUUCGCCAUCUCGCUUCUUAAUGAUAAGCUCAAGUCUCGCGUUAUGAUACACAAGGAUAUAGAGGAGCUGAGAGAAGCGAUAGAUCCGAAGAUUCUGCCGAAGGAAUACGGAGGAGAAAUUCCACUCUCGGAAAUGAUCGCUGAAUUCAAAAAGGAACUGAAAGAGAAGAGAAAUCAACUCAAAGCUCUCGAUGAUAUGUACAUCGAGAUUUCACUGAAAGAUUAUCACGCAGCUAAUAACGAAGAGUUGGGUGGAAUAUGCGGUUCGUUUCGAAAGUUGGAAGUCGACUGAGGGCUAAUUUAUUUCUAUUUCAAUCCCGUAUCGAUAGCAUCUAAUUUUAAUAGUUAUUUCCGUCUGCUUGCACAUCAAGGAGCAGUUUUAUAAAAAAUUGAGAUACUUUGUUUUCUUCUCUUCUUAGCGCAAAAUAUCAUUUAUAUAGGAAUAUGUCAUAUUAUGCUGCGACAUAGAAAUUAUAAACAUGUUGAACGAGUAUGCAAAUGAUUAUAAAUGCAUCUCAACAAUUAUAAUUGAUUUUAAAACUAUUCGUAUAGCCAUUUUCUCUUUAGAUUCUAUUUACAACGAAAAAAAUUUUUAAUGUUAAAGCAUUAACAUGUUUAGCAUUAACAUUGGUACAUUGGAUCUGUACAUUAAAUAUAAGGGAAUUUAUUUUUAUGCUGCAAUACCUCGUAAAGAGCAUUGUGUGAAUAGUAUUUCAGUUAUUCAUUAACUUAUGCAAUAAGUCUUUCUUAUAUAACAAUUAAGAUUUAGUAACGCAUACGAGUGAGUUAAUACUCAUUUCGCCGGUGGUACCAAGUUACCUAUGACUUAUAAGUCUUGACUAUAUCUUAGGAUGUGAUCUGACACACCACUCCAAUCGUUCCUUGUCGUUGCAAUUAUCAAGCAUACACUUGCGAUCGCAUCGUUUUAUAAUUAGCAGAAGCUUUAUAUACAUAUAUGAAUUAAAAUACAAAGCUUAAGCAUAUAUGUAAACAUAAGAGUUUAUAAAGUUACAUCUUUGUUGAAGUUUUUAGUUAUGUUUUUAGUGAAUAAAAUAAAACUCUGGGAUGUUUGACAUGAUUUUCUUGUGGAUUUAUAGUAUAUAAUUAUAAUCUUUUAAUUAUUUAGUCAUUUUUAAUUAUUCUAAGUACAUUCAAAUUGUUACCGAAUCCCAAUUAUACAGCACGCAUAUUCUCACUGAUAUUUAGCAGAUAUUUUCUAUUUAGUGAAAAAUGAUAAUUCUGACUUCAUUUCUCUAAUAUGAAAAUUUAUAAAUACAAGAAUAUCAGACAGCCAUCUUAUGCUGAAUAUUACA
Messenger RNA from Camponotus floridanus (Florida carpenter ant), 2248 nucleotides. Its product is annotated as clavesin-1. Gene Ontology annotation, cellular component: membrane. The record is from RefSeq and is a predicted model, not a curated record. Gene Ontology annotation, molecular function: phosphatidylinositol bisphosphate binding. NCBI's taxonomy places the organism in Eukaryota, Metazoa, Arthropoda, Insecta, Hymenoptera, Formicidae. The coding region runs from base 274 to 1227 and encodes 317 amino acids. The transcript is spliced from 5 exons.